AGUCGCGGCCUGGUUGCGUCAUCAGGCGUCGACCCGCGGAAGCCGGGGCAAGCGAUGACGCAGAAUACAUGCGACCGCCGAGGCUUGUUGCUUUUGAAUGGGCUUGCUUGCAUUUUUCCUGGCGAAAUAAUCGGUUUAUUCAGCGAUAAACACGCGAAAUGGACAGUCGGUUGCAGGAAAUCCGUGAGAGGCAGAAGCUAAGACGACAGCUUCUUGCACAACAGCUGGGAGCAGAAAGCGCAGACACCAUCGGCGCUGUUCUCAAUAGCAAACAGGAGCAAAAAGAGAUUGAGGAGACGAGAGAGACAUGCAGAUCGUCGUUCGACACGACGGCGACCGGCUCCAAAAGGAAAUGCCAGAAUGAGGGCGAGGAGGCCGAUGAGGACGUGGAGGAGCAGAGAGAGGACGCAGAGCCUCAGCAGCAGGAGGACAGCGGUCCAUUCGAAGAGGUCUACAAGGACUCCAGCACCUUUCUAAAGGGGACGCAGAGUCUGAACCCUCAUAACGACUACUGCCAGCAUUUUGUGGACACGGGACAUCGACCGCAAAACUUCAUCAGAGACGUGGGUUUGGCUGACCGAUUCGAGGAGUACCCCAAACUCCGAGAGCUCAUCCGGCUCAAAGACGAGCUCAUCUCCGCUACAAACACACCACCCAUGUACCUGCAGGCCGAUCUGGAGAACUUUGAUCUCAGGGAUCUGAAGUGUAAGUUUGACGUGAUCCUGCUGGAGCCUCCAUUAGAAGAGUAUUACAGAGAAUCAGGCAUCAUCGCCAGCGAACGCUUCUGGACCUGGGAUGAUAUCAUGAAGCUGGAGAUUGAUGAGAUCUCAGCACUGCGUUCUUUUGUCUUUCUCUGGUGCGGCUCGGGGGAGGGGCUCGAUCUCGGCAGGAUGUGUUUGAGGAAAUGGGGGUUCAGGAGAUGUGAGGACAUCUGCUGGAUCAAGACCAACAAGAACAACCCAGGAAAGACCAAAACGCUGGACCCCAAAGCAGUGUUUCAGAGGACCAAGGAGCACUGCCUGAUGGGUAUUAAGGGCACGGUGCGGCGCAGCACAGACGGCGACUUCAUCCACGCCAACGUGGACAUCGAUCUGAUCAUCACAGAAGAGCCUGAGAUGGGCAACAUCGAGAAGCCUGUGGAGAUUUUUCACAUCAUCGAGCACUUCUGCCUCGGACUCAGACGUCUCCAUCUGUUCGGCAGAGACAGUACCAUCAGGCCAGGCUGGUUAACCGUCGGACCCACAUUGACAAACAGCAACUUCAACGCUGAAGCCUACUCCGCCCACUUCUCCACCUCCCACCUCUCCGGCUGCACAGAGGACAUUGAAAGGCUCCGCCCCAAAUCUCCGCCCCCUAAGCCUGAGGGGUGCAGGGGGGCUCCACGAGGGGGCCGUGGUGGAGUGGCAGGGGGACGAGGUGAACGCGGGCGCGACAGGAACCGACCCAACUUUCGUGGAGAGCGGGGCGGGUUCAGGGGGCGCGGCGCACCUCACCGCGGGUUUCCUCCACGAUAAAUUCUUUUUUUUUUUUUUUAAUUGUGGUGGGUUUUUUUUAAUAUAAAAAUGAUGACACAGAGCUGAUAUAUUUUUUUAACGGACCAGCAAAUUGUUGUUGUUUAGCUGCAAAAAAUGGUUGCCUUGUUCCAUUUGAUUUCAUUUUUUUUUUUUUUUUGGAUCCUGAUCAUACAGUAAAUAUGACAGACAGCUAAUGAAUUUUAUAUGUGCACAUCUUGGGUUUUAAAAGGCAAAAUAAGGACCUUGUUCAAAUCCACAUCGCUGCUGUAAGACUUCUUCUGUUUGGAUUGAAUGUCAUGUGUUUGAAAUGCAGUUUUGAGAUUUUUACUGAUUUUAUAAUUGGUCUUUUUAAUUGGUCUGUUUUUUUUUUUUUUUUUUUUUUUCUUUCUGUAAAAAUGUCACAUAUGCGUCAUUUUGCAAAUUUCCUUCUGCUCUGGUAUUAGUAUUGGGUCUGGGGGCAUAUAUUACAGACCCUGUUUUCAUGCCUUUGUGUUCAGACAUCAUCUGCAUCACAGGCUGUGUCUCUGGAACAUCUUUGUAUUUGCUGUGCUUGUGUUUAAAUGGGAUGGAAAGUGGCUUUACACACACUAAAAAAUGGUUUCUCUCAUCUACUUCUCAAGAAAUAAAAUCGAUUUUUAAAAGUAUA
This is a messenger RNA of Pangasianodon hypophthalmus (striped catfish), 2160 nucleotides long. It is a transcript of the gene mettl14, whose product is annotated as methyltransferase 14, N6-adenosine-methyltransferase subun. The coding region runs from base 159 to 1514 and encodes 451 amino acids. NCBI's taxonomy places the organism in Eukaryota, Metazoa, Chordata, Actinopteri, Siluriformes, Pangasiidae. Gene Ontology annotation, cellular component: nucleus; RNA N6-methyladenosine methyltransferase complex. The record is from RefSeq and is a predicted model, not a curated record. The transcript is spliced from 11 exons. Gene Ontology annotation, molecular function: mRNA binding.